AUGACAGUUUCAUAUUCUAAACACGUUUCUACUUCUCAUGGAUUUGGCCACUUUUGGAAACUUCUAUUUAGAUGGAGAGGAAGUAUUUACAAGUUAUUGUGGCCAGAACUGUGUUUAUAUGUUUUUCUGUAUUACACAUUAAACUUAACCUAUCGACUUAUCCUCAGUGAACAUAACAAAAGCUAUUUUGAGAAGACUGUUCUUUAUUGCUCAUCAUUUGCCAACUUAAUUCCUGUAUCUUUUGUGCUGGGCUUCUAUGUUUCUUUGAUCAUUGGAAGAUGGUGGGACACUUAUAUGAGUAUGCCUUGGCCAGACAAUAUGGCAUUUUAUGUUAGUACUUUCAUUAAUGGCCAGGAUGAACGAGGCUACUUAAUGAGGAGAACUAUUAUGCGUUAUUUAAAUUUAUCUUUCAUCAUCACCCUCAUCUGUAUUAGUCCUGUUGUUAGAAAGAGAUUUCCUUCACUGGAUUAUUUAGUUAAAGCAGGUGUGUUAUUUGCAAAUGAAAAAGAAAUCAUGGAGAAUUUGAAAACAUCUCACCCAAAAUACUCUAUGCCUCUAAUUUGGGCUUCUAAUAUUUGUAUUCAAGCUAGGAUGGAAGGCAGAGUUCGGGAUGACUUUGCAUUAAAAACUUUAGUCGAUGAAAUAUCCACUUAUCGUGGCUAUUGUGGAACUAUGUUUAGCUAUGAUUGGGUCAAUAUUCCACUGGUAUACACCCAGGUUGUCACAUUGGCAGUCUACGCAUACUUUUUAGCAUCACUAAUGGGAAGUCAGAUGAUAAACCCAGAGAAAAGUUUUGAAAAACGCUACAUAGAUACUUAUGUGCCCAUAUUCAACUUUUUACAGUUCUUUUUCUAUAUGGGUUGGCUUAAGGUUGCUGAAGUUUUGAUCAACCCUCUCGGUGAAGAUGAUGACGACUUUGAAGUCCAAUGGCUUAUUGAUCGUAACAUUGAGUUUUCUUAUUUGGUUGUGGAUGAGAUGUACAAAGAACAACCAGAAUUAACUAAAUAUCAGUACUGUAAUGAAGCCAUGCCAGAAGAAUUACCCUUCACUAUCACUGCUCAGCACCUCUAUACUAAGCAUCCUCAGGAUUCAGCUGCUGGUAUUGAUGUUUCACCUGAAGUAGAAUUUUCAUCAACAAUGCCAGAAAAAGAGGAAGAUAAUAUUUCAGUGCAAGAAACAAAGCUAAAUGUUCCACUUUUGGUAUCAGUAAAGCAAGGUCAUGGUUCUCAUCACUUUUCUUCUGACUCCUGUGGCAACUUCUUGAGGCCAUCAUAUUGCACACAAAAACCUUUUAACCAGCUAAAAGAUCUACUUAAAAGAAAAAGAAUUAUGCCAGGAAAUAGUGAGCUUGUGCAGUCUAGAGGACAAACGAUUUGGCAUAGAAAGUUAAAUUCCAAAGACACCGCUGGUUCACAGAAGACAGGACAAUCUGUUCUUUUCACUCCUACAAGCAUGACUGCAGAGUAUGAGUGUGAAAAAGCAGAUAUCUACCACCAAGAUGCUUCUUCUUCCUCAAAACACAAUGAAGAAAAGUUUGAUGAAG
This is a messenger RNA of Limulus polyphemus (Atlantic horseshoe crab), 1543 nucleotides long. RefSeq names its product bestrophin-4-like. NCBI's taxonomy places the organism in Eukaryota, Metazoa, Arthropoda, Merostomata, Xiphosura, Limulidae. The transcript has 13 exons. The annotation marks the transcript as partial. Gene Ontology annotation, molecular function: chloride channel activity. The record is from RefSeq and is a predicted model, not a curated record.